AUGGAUACUAGCAAGCAAGCUAAACUGGAAGCUAAUAGGAGAAGGGCUAUCGAGAGAUUGAAACAAAGAGGUAUACUAAAAGAAAAUGAAAUACGGAAAAUUGAGGAUAGAAACGUACCUUUGAGUAAAAUUGUGCCGAAACCAGUUGACAAUGCAAAUAAGAAUGUACAGCCCAAAUCAGUGACAAAAAGUACAACUACAACUACACUUUCAACAGUACUGCCACCUAUACCAUCUCCACAAUCAACACCAACAGUAUCAUCUAAUAAUGUUGAGCACACCUCUUCAAAGAGACCACUAGAUAAGAUACGACCUACUAUAAGGACAAAAGAUUACAUAGAAUAUGAUUUCUCUACUAUGAAUAACCUAAAUGGUGGUUACAUUAAUCCCAAAGAUAGAUUAGAUAAUUACGAAUCAUUUGAUGAUGACGGAAACCCAGUUUAUGGUUCUAAAAAACAAAAAACUUUGGAUGAUUGGAAAAGAGAACAACAAGAACGUCGUCAUAUCUAUGAAAAUGCCCCUCCCCCUGAACAUUUCUCAACUGCACCGAAAUGUGUCGAGUGUAACAUCAAUAUUGAAAUGGACCCUGUGCUACAUGAUGUGUUCAAAUUACAAGUUUGUAAAUCAUGUGUGAAAGAACAUCCUGAAAAAUAUUCUCUAUUGACCAAAACUGAAUGCAAAGACGAUUAUUUCUUGACGGAUCCAGAAUUAAACGAUUUAGAAUUGUUCCAUAGAUUAGAAAAACCUAAUCCACAUUCAGGUACUUUUGCAAGAAUGCAAUUAUUUGUAAGAUGUGAAAUCGAGGCAUUUGCAUUCAAAAAAUGGGGGAAUGAAGAGGGUUUAGAUAAAGAAUGGCAACGUAGAGAAGAGGAAAAAGUUAAGAGACGUGAAAAAAAAUAUCAACAAAAUAUUAAAGAAAUGAGACUGAAAACAAGAGCCCAAGAGUUCACAAAUCGAUUAAAAUUGAAAAAAUAUGGUAAACAGCAUACACAUCAAUUCAGCAAUGCCAUAAACAAUGGGAAAGACGAAGAUGGUCAUGACAUAAUUAAAAGAAGAUGCAUUGAUUGUGGGUUUGAAAUAGAAGAGACACCUAUAUAA
Vanderwaltozyma polyspora DSM 70294 is the source of this 1098-nucleotide messenger RNA. RefSeq names its product DNA repair protein RAD14 (gene RAD14). The record is from RefSeq and is a predicted model, not a curated record. Lineage: Eukaryota; Fungi; Ascomycota; Saccharomycetes; Saccharomycetales; Saccharomycetaceae. The transcript is spliced from 2 exons. Bases 1 to 1098 code for a protein of 365 amino acids. Gene Ontology annotation, biological process: base-excision repair; nucleotide-excision repair involved in interstrand cross-link repair; UV-damage excision repair. Gene Ontology annotation, cellular component: nucleotide-excision repair factor 1 complex. Gene Ontology annotation, molecular function: damaged DNA binding.